Parathielavia appendiculata is the source of this 984-nucleotide messenger RNA. Its product is annotated as carbon-nitrogen hydrolase. Gene Ontology annotation, molecular function: hydrolase activity, acting on carbon-nitrogen (but not peptide) bonds, in linear amides. The transcript has a single exon. Lineage: Eukaryota; Fungi; Ascomycota; Sordariomycetes; Sordariales; Chaetomiaceae. Bases 1 to 984 code for a protein of 327 amino acids. The record is from RefSeq and is a predicted model, not a curated record.
AUGUCGGACCUACAGAUAGCCUCGAUCCAGUUUGAGAAUGCAUCAGGCGACAAAGACUUCAACUUAGCUGCCAUCCGGCGGCUGACAGCCCAGGCAGCCCAGCAGGGCUGCAGAGUGGUCGCCUUCCACGAGUGCUCCGUCACUGGUUACACUUUCGCCAGCCGACUUUCCAGAGACGAACUCUUGCAGGUUGCUGAACCCGUACCAAGAGGUCCGAGUGUCCAGUCCUUGAUACAGAUUGCCCGGGAGAACAAUGUCGCCCUGCUUGCCGGCUUGUUCGAGCGCGACGAGGACGACAAUAUCUACAACACGUAUGUUUGCGUCGAGGGGACUCGAGGUCUCGUGGCCAAGUUUCGCAAGCUGCAUCCGUUCAUCAACGCCCACCUAUCUCCUGGCAACGAGUAUGUCGUCUUUGAUGUGUUCGGCUGGAAGUGCGGCAUCCUGAUCUGCUACGACAACAAUGUGGUGGAGAAUGUACGAGCCACAACCCUCCUCGGCGCCGAGAUCCUCUUCGCACCGCACGUCACCAUGUGCACGCCUUCGACGCGGCCAGGCGCCGGAUUCGUCGACCCGUCUCUGUGGCACAACAGGGCGAGGGACCCGACAACGCUGAGGGCCGAGUUUAAUUGCCUGAAAGGCCGCGGGUGGUUGGUCAAGUGGCUCCCAGCCAGGGCCUAUGAUAAUGCCAUCUACGUCGUCUUCAGCAACCCCAUCGGUAUGGAUGACGAUCAGCUCAAGAACGGGUGCUCGAUGGUUCUCGACCCGUUUGGCGAUAUCAUUGCCGAGUGCUGCAACCUCGGCGAGGACAUGGCAGUGGCUUUGUGCACAAGGGACAAACUGGAACUCGCCGGGGGGUGGCGGUACCGCACAGCACGGAGGCCGGAGCUCUACCGGGACAUUAUUGGACAGACCCAUGCUUCGGAACUAAAUGUAGCAUGGAUGAAGAAGUGUGAAGGCGACAAUGUCACCGGCGAGGGCUCGUAG